Messenger RNA from Aspergillus mulundensis, 2196 nucleotides. RefSeq names its product putative oxidoreductase, FAD-binding. The record is from RefSeq and is a predicted model, not a curated record. NCBI's taxonomy places the organism in Eukaryota, Fungi, Ascomycota, Eurotiomycetes, Eurotiales, Aspergillaceae. The coding region runs from base 1 to 2196 and encodes 731 amino acids. The transcript is spliced from 3 exons. Gene Ontology annotation, molecular function: oxidoreductase activity.
AUGGCAACUGUGCUCACCACCUCCGUGCCCUGGCAUGAUGGCGAAAGCAAAAUGCAUCGGCUUCUGCGCGUUCCAAACCAGGACAAUCCCACCGUGCCGUUCCUCAAUCACGGAGCAGGUCUGCUGAUCAGGAGGUCUCCUUUGCUUGCGAUAGGAGCUCUGGAUAAUGAAGGGAAGCCUUGGUGCUCCCUCUGGGGUGGAGAGGAGGGCCUCGCGACUCCGACAUCUGUUUCCAGCUUCGACAUCAAGACUCCUGUUGGGAGGACCUAUGACCCCGUUGUGGAGAGUCUACUGCUUGACCCUGCGGGGAGUAAUGGGAAGCCAGUGGCCUUUCUAGCUGUUAAUCUCGAAAGUCGAAGAAGGGUGAAGUUGUUCGGCAAGAUAACUGCUGGGUCAUUAAACGUCACGGGCGAAGACGAGCGUAUUCGCGCGGGCAUCGCGCAUCUUACCGUCCAUGUUAAUGGCAGUCUCGGUAACUGUCCUAAAUACCUCAAUGCAAAGCGUAUUGUUCCUGCGCCACCUGAUCCGAAACUCAUCUCAGAAACACCUCAGCUGCACCCCCAGGCCAUGGAGCUUCUAAGUCAUGCAGAUUGCCUGUUCAUAUCCUCAUCACACAGAGCCCAGGACAUGGACACAAACAUCCGCGGAGGACCUGCAGGGUUUGUCCGUGUCUUGUCAAAUGAGCCUGCUGGUGCAGUGUUUGCGUACCCAGAGUACUCCGGAAACCGGCUCUACCAGACUCUUGGUAAUCUUCAGAUAACGCCGCUGGCAGGCUAUGUCUUCCCUGACUUUGAAACGGGAAAUGCAUUGUUCGUUACAGGUAGGACGGAGAUUCUCAUUGGGAAAGAAGCGUCAUCCAUCCUUCCUCGCUCGAACCUUGUAGUCCGGGUGUCCGUCACCUCAGCUCGCUUUGUCGGGAAAGCACUUUCAUUUCGAGGCGUCCCCGGAAAGUCCUCCCCGUAUAACCCUACCGUUAGAUACCUCGCAACUGAGAAAAACUCCGCUGCAGCGCUGGGUAAUUAUGAGUCGUCCGUCACAGCAACGAUGAUAGAGAAGCACAUUAUCACCCCGUCAAUUGCGCGUUUUCGGUUUCGCAUAUCAGAUCCUACGGAAGCUGGGACAUGGACACCAGGCCAGUAUGCGACAUUUUCGUUCUUUGAUGAGCUGGACAUGGGUUACAGUCAUAUGAUGGACGACGAUCCAUCUAGUUUAAAUGACGACUAUGUACGUACGUUCACCAUCUCGUCGUCUCCAGGCCACGUUCCCAUCGGCGAGUUUGAGAUAACGAUCCGAAAACACGGGAAUGUGACUCGCUAUCUGUUUCAGACAAGUGAUAGGGCUGGACUGGAAGUACCUCUAAAGGGGUUUGGGGGCGAGUUUCGACUACCGGAACCGAGCAGUGGUAUACUGCCAUUCAUAGCAGGGGGAAUCGGAAUUACGCCUAUUCUCGCCCAGAUCCCCGUUAUCGAUGUUAGCCUGCUACGGCUUUUUUGGUCCAUCUCAAUCAAGGAUAUCGCUUUAGUAUUGGACACCUUCAAACGGUUUCCAAAGCUGCCACCUGUAACGACAGUGUUCAUUUCUGGGCUAGACACUCAGAGUGACGAGACCAGCCCUGAAUUGGAGGUAGCCGCCUCAUCUGGAGCGCAGAUCAGAGGGCGCCGAGUGGAAGCUCAAGACCUCGAUCUUUCGCUCGCCAAUGUGUGCCGAAAAACGCGUCACAGUGCUGCUGCCUCCCGCUGGAGCUAUCCCGGCCCUGGUCCCUCACUGACUCCGCUACAUAAACCACGCCCGAUCUCCGGCCUUACACUCCAAGGGAACUUCUCAAUCCUUACAAUCCGAUAUCCUCUCACGUCAGACAUCUCCCUCUUCUACAGAUUAGUCCAACACAACCAAGAGGACAACUCGUCCUCCCCGCUCACCACCAUGUCCACCUACGAAGGCAAGAAGCAAUCCCCAAGCCCACUAACCAAGAAGCACCAACUGACCCAUCAACUCUUCCAACAGUUGAACACAACCUUACCUCCGAUCCCUCAACCCCUCAAUCCCAAACCCAAACGCGCCGCCGCCGUCCCGACCUCUCUACCUUCUUCGCGACUCUCUCCGAAAUCUCCCCGGAUGAAGCCCGCUCGCGCCGCCAUGCUGUGCCCGUCCCCGGCGACGUCAGCGCCGCAUUCUACUCUCUCGCCGAAGCGCUAA